CAGACACUGGCGAACCGAACUGAGCGGUCGGUGAAUGACCAUCUGUACCCAGCGGCAUGUCUGACGAAGAGAUUGUGGUACGACCGGCUGUCAAAACGGACUGUGCGGAGAUUGCCAGGCUUAUUAAGGAACUGGGAGAAUAUGAAAAUCUGGGGGAUCAAGUCAAGAUGACGAAAGAAGUGUUGGAAAAGGACGGAUUUGGGGAGUAUCAAUACUUCCGUUGCUUAGUGGCUGAUAAAAACAACUAUUCGGAGUCAGAGAAAGACUGUGCAAGGAUCAUUGGCUACGCCCUGUAUUUCUUCAUCUAUUCGACGUUUGAGGGACGGUGUGUGUUUAUGGAGGACCUUUACGUGUCACCGCAAUAUCGUGCUCGUGGUAUCGGCACCAGACUGAUGAAGGGUGUCGCUAAGGUUGGAGUAGACAAGGGUUGUUCACGACUCUGUUGGAAUGUGCUAGACUGGAAUGCGCCGUCUAUAGCGUUCUAUAAACGCCUGGGUGCCGUGAACAUGACGGAAACAGAGGGAUGGCAUACACUCCGGCUUAACAAACCGGAACUGGAAAAAUUAGCAAACCGCUGACAGGAGAAGGAAUUACCCUGGUGCCACCGCAGUUGUUACACAGAUGUGUAAACGCGCAGACGUUUCGGAGCCUAUGAUUGUAUUACAAUGUCCAUUAUGCAGAGAGUUCGUUGGGUAACGCUACGUGAAAAGUUGGUUUUAACUGCUAAUUUUGCAGUUAAAGAUGUGUCUGAUCAUGUGAAUUCAAAGCCUUUAUUGAAGGAUUAAAACGGCUUUCAGCUACA
Liolophura sinensis is the source of this 802-nucleotide messenger RNA. Its product is annotated as thialysine N-epsilon-acetyltransferase-like. Lineage: Eukaryota; Metazoa; Mollusca; Polyplacophora; Chitonida; Chitonidae. The coding region runs from base 57 to 578 and encodes 173 amino acids. The transcript has 5 exons. Gene Ontology annotation, molecular function: N-acetyltransferase activity. The record is from RefSeq and is a predicted model, not a curated record.